UUCCAAGUCAAGGCUCCUCUUUCCACUCCUCCUCAUCCUCCUGUACUAGCAGCAGUGUGUAGAUUGAAGAUUACAUCCAAAUUCAUUUCAAUCCAUCCACAUACAAAACUAUCACCACCACCACAACACACAGAGGUUGAUAAUUGCCGUGGAAUAGCUUUCUGUUGGAUCAGUUGGGUUCUCUAGGGUUUGGGUUUUGGUUUUGGAAUUGGUCUUGAUUGAUUGAUGCUGUUCUGAUCGGGAGGGAAUAGAUAGAUAGAUAGAUAUAUAAGAUGGAGACGCAGUAUAUAUCCAGGCACCACAGGCAUCAAAUCAACGAGAAUCAGUGUUCUUCAUCUGUUGUCAAGCACAUCAAAGCUCCCGUUGACAUAGUUUGGUCGUUGGUGAGAAGGUUCGACAAGCCGCAGAAAUACAAGCCCUUUGUCAGCCGGUGCAGAGUGGAAGGUGAUCUCAAAAUUGGUAGUGUGCGAGAGGUGAAUGUGAAGUCGGGCCUUCCUGCCACGACCAGCACCGAGAGGUUGGAGCUGCUCGAUGAUCAGGAGCAUAUACUUGGUGUCAAAUUUGUUGGUGGCGAUCACAGGCUCAAUAACUACUCAUCGAUCACCACUGUCCAUCCGGAGACAGUGGAUGGAAUGCCGGUAACUCUAGUGAUCGAAUCGUUUGUAGUUGAUGUGCCCGAAGGCAACACACAGGACGAGACAUGUUACUUUGUGAAAGCCCUGAUCAACUGCAACCUCAAGGCAUUGGCUGAUGUCUCGGAACGAAUGGCAAUUCAAAGCCGGCCGUGAAUCCUGUCCAACUACGAUCAUAAGUCUCUUGCCGAGAAUGCAACCAAUCAAGCCCGGCAACUCUAUCCCUCCUUGUAUAAUAUAUAGAGCUUUGUUGGGCUACCCUCUUGGCUCGAAAGUGCUUAUAUUAUAUAGCCUUAAGUUUUUAACACUCUUAUUCACUUGUUGUUGUGUGUAACCUUUACAUAUAGUUAGUAUACAGCCCCUCGGAUAAGUUUUGUAAUAUGUAAUAUUUCCAUAUGAAUGAAUUUGAACAUUAUGAGAUGUGUAUGUGUGUGUUUUUUGUGCAAAUAAUUCAGGGGGCUUUGCUUU
Molecule: messenger RNA, 1100 nt
Organism: Andrographis paniculata
Lineage: Eukaryota; Viridiplantae; Streptophyta; Magnoliopsida; Lamiales; Acanthaceae
Product: abscisic acid receptor PYL9-like
Exons: 3
Coding region: 273-788 (171 amino acids)
Biological process (GO): abscisic acid-activated signaling pathway
Cellular component (GO): cytoplasm; nucleus
Molecular function (GO): protein phosphatase inhibitor activity; signaling receptor activity; abscisic acid binding
Source: RefSeq, a predicted model, not a curated record